UCUCUGAGCGUGUUGCUCUCCUCGAUCUCUUUCACAACAUCUUGAAUUCAGUCUUUCAGUCUUUCAGUCUUUCUCUUUCUCUUUCUCUCUCUCUCUCUCAUCUCUCUCUCAUCUCUCAACGUCUUCAUCUUCACAUCUCUUCCUCAUCCUCCCUCUUCUUCCAGGCUGUAUCUACCUCGUCCCCAUCCCCCAUCCCCCAUCCCCCAUCCCCGUUACACUCCCCGUUCCACCCAUUCACCUCGCCUCCGCAUCUCCCCGUCCCACCAUCACCCUCCGCCAUUCAUAGGCAUAGCGAUGUCGGCCCCAGUUGCCGACCCCACUGAUCUCGCCACCCCUCCGCCACAAGGUACUCUUUCCCUCCCCAGCAGCAACGGGCGCACCCGCUCCCGUGACGAGUACGACGCAGACAGCGACAGCGAACCCGCUUCGUCACCUCACCCACCAAAGAUGCCUCGCACAGACCAGGAAGACGCAGAGGAGGAGGAAGUUUCCGCGCCCUCCUCGGACCCAACCAUCCUCCGCCUCAUCGAGGAGCUCGAGUGCGGAAUGUGUGCCGGCCUCUAUAUUGAUCCCGUUGCACUCAACGGUUGUGGCCACACUUUCUGUGGCAGCUGUGUCACCCAGUGGAUUGCAUCCAUCCCUCGAUUCCCUCUCGCUCUUCUCCCUGGCGACCCUGUGCCCAACCCCAUCGCGUGCCCCCAGUGUCGCCACGCCCCCAUCCAGACAGCCACGCCGUCACGCAUGGCCAAGACAAUGAGCGACCUCCUUUUGCAGGUGCACCCGGGUGUCGCUCGUCCCGCGAACGAGAUCGUGCAGGCCAGAGCACUGUACAAUCCUAGCGGGUCGAAAAGCGUUCUCAAGUUCCCAACGCCGCCAGCGGCUCCACGCAUGCAAGAGCGGGACUACUGGCGCCCGUGCCGCUGGUGUUACAGCGCGGACAGAGGCUGGAAGUGUCCAGUACCGGUUGCCCGUUUCGAGGUUCCGGAUGAGCGGCCACUUUGCGUGCGUGCCGACGGGGUGCCUCCGGAGGGUCACCGUCUCUGCGCUGGAUGCGAGCGUCUAAGUCCUGCCCACGCACCCACCAGCGCGUCCUGUGGUCUUUGCGGGGAAGGCUAUUGUGGUGACAUUCAAACCAACUGCGACUGCGGUCCCGUUUCGGCCUCGAAGCCGUCUGUUCAGUACAAUGCGUUGUCGGCUAUGCUCGAGGACCUCCCGAGCGACAUGCUCCUGAUGGCGUUCAAGGACAACUGGACCGAGAUGUACAACCUGGGCGUGUAUAUUGCUGCCAACCCCGAGGGCAACAGCACCCCUAACAUCUACAAGGCUAUCAUUGACUGGCUGCGCUCCCCUGAGGGUAUCGACUCGGGCGGCGUGCUUGGCCUCAUGACGCGGGCCGACAUUGGAAUCCGUUUGCGCCAGGGCGCCGCCGACGAGAUGCAGCAGUGCGUCAUGCCAGUCGAGGCAGGCGCAGCCGAGGAGAACAUUUGCAGCAAUUGUGCGGACGAGCUGCUCUGCUCGGGAAUCUUUGAGUGGUGGAUGCGUCAGCUGCAGAAGCCCGAAGUGGCAGAAAAGAUGCCAGCAAACAUCAAAGGUCGCCCCAACUGCAAGUUUGGUCGCAAGUGUGCGCGCCAGGACGUGGACGCUCACUCCAAGAAGUACAACCACAUAUGCGAGGCCCUGCCCGCGGAGGAGGCCGACAAACUUCAUCAGGACGACACGAUGCCUGCUGGAGCUGUGGGCGGCCCGAACGACCCCGCCCCGAGUCGAAGGCAUCGGCGACACCGAGCUGAGGCGGAUACCGACAGUGAAGGUGACGAAAGCGACGGCGGAGACGCCCACCACCGCGACCUGGACCUCAUCCACCACGGCUACCGCUCCAGCUACCGUGGCCACGCCAUCGCAGCCCGCGGUCGCAAUAGCGCACCUGAUCCAUGA
This is a messenger RNA of Cutaneotrichosporon oleaginosum, 1935 nucleotides long. RefSeq lists its product as uncharacterized. Gene Ontology annotation, molecular function: metal ion binding. NCBI's taxonomy places the organism in Eukaryota, Fungi, Basidiomycota, Tremellomycetes, Trichosporonales, Trichosporonaceae. The record is from RefSeq and is a predicted model, not a curated record.